Messenger RNA from Harpegnathos saltator (Jerdon's jumping ant), 788 nucleotides. It is a transcript of the gene ND-B17, whose product is annotated as NADH dehydrogenase (ubiquinone) B17 subunit. Bases 149 to 658 code for a protein of 169 amino acids. Gene Ontology annotation, biological process: mitochondrial electron transport, NADH to ubiquinone. The record is from RefSeq and is a predicted model, not a curated record. The transcript has 4 exons. NCBI's taxonomy places the organism in Eukaryota, Metazoa, Arthropoda, Insecta, Hymenoptera, Formicidae.
UGGCGCGCAACGUAACUUUCUGUCGUGUUCUACUCUGCGUGUGUUAUAUGGUGUUUGUGAUGUAACAGAUGCACAUAACCUGACUCACAAAAAUUUUGUGAUUGUAGAGUUUUGGGUCUCAUAAUAUCGUAUAAUCACCAGUAGAACCAUGUCGAGAAUACCACAUAUUGAGAAGAAUAUGGCCCAUGAAGGGGACAGGCCCAUGAGUAUUACACGACGUAUGGACAGAGAAAGAGAACGAAUGUUAGGAAUGACAGAUGAGGAACGAGCAUGGAGAAAAAAAUGGUUGAAGGCUCAGGUACUGGCUCCUGAGGAACCAGUGAUGCCAAACAAUUACUACAAAGAGAUGUACAAUCCACUCAGGAGGUUUUACAAAUGGCCAAUGAACAAGUUCCAAAACAUGCUGGAACCAGUUAUAGGUCCUACACCUGCCUUGUUUACACGGCACAUUAUAAGCAAGACAGCAAUAGGUAUCUUUGGUGUUUAUUGGCUGUAUUAUCAUCUAAAAUAUCAUAAUAUGGAUUGGACAAGAAAAGGUGGAUGGAAAAUAACAUUAAGCAGACCCAGAAUGUAUCCUGAUAACAAAGAUCUGGAUGUCCUAUAUAAAGUGAAGGGUAAUCAGUUCCAUGUAAAUGGUUUUGACAAAUCUCCUAUAUAAAUUGAAGAAUGCACUUCACAUAUUUCUUGUACAGCUCUUUUAAUAGUAUAAUAUAAUAAUUGUUAUCCCAGUAAUAAAUACAAAUGCUGAUAGGCAUUGUUAGUGGUAAAUACAAUAUUAUUUUUGUGAA